Molecule: messenger RNA, 2888 nt
Organism: Esox lucius (northern pike)
Lineage: Eukaryota; Metazoa; Chordata; Actinopteri; Esociformes; Esocidae
Gene: sh3glb1a
Product: SH3-domain GRB2-like endophilin B1a
Exons: 9
Coding region: 246-1334 (362 amino acids)
Biological process (GO): membrane organization
Cellular component (GO): cytoplasm; membrane
Molecular function (GO): protein binding
Source: RefSeq, a predicted model, not a curated record
GAAACAAAUAUUUGACAACAAGACGAUUCAUCCCCGCCUACGAACGCUACACUUCGACAAUCGGGAAAACUCCCUAAAACACUGAAUUCUCAUCUGCUUCUCAAAAAUCAAGCCAGAAGAAACUUACGUAGCAAGAGAAAUAUUGUUUAAAACUAUUUGCCAUUCCUCUAUAUGGAUAACUAAUUGGACUGCUUUCGAGCAUAGCGUAAAUUUAAUCUACAGACCAGUACUACACAGUACUAAAUAUGGAUUUCAACGUCAAAAGGUUAGCAGCCGACGCUGGUACUUUAUUUAGUCGUGCGGUUCAAUUUACAGAGGAAAAGCUUGGGCAAGCUGAAAAGACAGAGUUGGAUGCUCAUCUGGAGAACCUGCUAUGCAGAGCAGAAUCCACCAAGCAAAAUACAGAGAGGAUCUUGAAGCAGACCGAGGUUCUACUACAGCCAAACCCAAAUGUCAGAAUAGAGGAAUUUCUGUACGAGAAACUGGAGAAAAAGGUCCCCUCGCGGAUGAACAACCAUGAGACGCUUGGUCAGUCCAUGAUAGAAUCCGGCAAUGAGUUUGGGCCAGGAACAGCCUACGGAAACGCUCUUAUAAAAUGUGGCGAGACAGAGAAACAGAUUGGAGGAGCUGAAAGAGAGUUCAUCCAGAGUGCUGCCGUUAACUUUCUUACACCGUUCCGGAACUUUCUAGAAGGCGACUACAAAACCAUCCUGAAAGAACGGAAGCUUCUGCAGGUAAAGCGCUUAGAUCUGGACGCCGCAAAAACCCGACUAAAGAAAGCCAGAGUGGGCGAUGCUAGAGCAGUGGCAGAGCAGGACCUGAGGAUGUCGCAGAGUGAGUUUGACAGACAGGCUGAGAUCACCAGGCUGCUCCUGGAGGGUGUCAGCAGCACCCACGCACAUCACCUCCGCUGUCUGAAUGAUUUUGUGGAGGCCCAGACAAUAUACUAUGCCCAGUCUUACCAGUACAUGGUAGACCUUCAGAAACAGCUUGGCAGCUUCCCGUCUACAUUUUCCUCCAACAACAACCAGUCGGCCGGUUGUUCGGGGGGGGCCAGUAUCUCCGUGCCCACCAUCGCAGUGUCUGCCUCCCUGCCAAGUCCCUCCGCUGGUCGGGGCUCCACAGGCUUCAGUGAACUGCGGAGCUCAAGUGGCAGCCGCAAGGCCCGCGUCCUGUACGACUAUGACGCUGCAGGCAGCAGUGAGCUCUCCCUGCUUGCUGAUGAGGUCAUUAUGGUGAGCAGUGUCCCAGGUAUGGACUCUGAUUGGCUGAUGGGCGAGAGGGGCAGCCAGAAAGGAAAAGUGCCCAUCACCUAUCUGGAACUGUUGAACUGAGAUUAACUGAAAGCUGUCGGUGGGAGAAAAUCCUAGAGUAGCAGAUUCACAGUUUAUAUUAUAAUGAUGGAGAAAGCCAACCUGCCCCUGGUGAAGUGGCAGUGGGAUCUCCUAUUUAUACUGUAUAUUAGGGGAUGGGAGCUGAUUUUGUCUAUUCAGUUCAUCAAGACAAUUCUAAAUCCAUACAAAACUCUCAGAAAAUGAAAAAUCUUGAAUUGAAUAUCAGUUAGUUGGAUGGAUUAACUGAACUGAUCCUAUCCCUGCCAUGUAUGGAAAUAUGUUUAUACAAGCCGCUUCGAUGUCUCUGUUUUGCUCUCAAUGCAGUCUUCAUUGCAUUUGGCAGGUUAGCAUUUCUCUUGAUCUAGUUCCGCAGGAAGCUUCGCCUUGAUCCUUCCCCAGUCACAUUGUUUCUGCCAUUGGAGUAGAGCUGCCUCCACAACUAAGCUUAUGACAAAUGCUAACCUUCUUCAAUACGUGCCAUUUUUACAUUCAAUCCUUUUGUUUACAAUAUACUUAACUUGGAUGAUCUUAAAGUGCUUUUUGAAAGGAUUCUCAUUGCCAGUUUUGUCUCAAUUUGUUAUAGGGUUGAAAUGCUAGUAGGCAUGUUUUCUUUAGUUUUUGCAACAUAACAAAAAGCACUUGAAUUUGCUUAGAAUGACUGGAAAUCAAGAUAUAUUUUUUUUAAAGUUGGAUUUUAUGGCCUUUGUGUCAUUGUUGGUUUAGCUAUUGGUUGCCUAUGUGUCAAUUCCAGUGCCAUGUGAAAUUGACAACCUUCUUCAGUUGAACCAUUAUGACAUUCAGGAUUCCAAAACCUUCCUGGAAAAUUCCAUUUGAUUUACAGUGUGCAGUCAGAAUGGGAAAGGUUUGACAUUGCAUUACGGUUUUCUGUGCUACUUAAAAACUUUCUAUUGAAGACAUCGGGAGAUGAAUAUCUGGGGUAGAGUAUGGUCAGUGUUAGUUACAAAUGCCUGUACUUUAACUACACAAUAAAGUAUUUGUCAAUGAGAAAAUAUUUCUAACAAUCCUCUUUAAUGUCCAAAUAUAAUCAAUGUUUCAUCUACAUGAUCUGGUAAACGGGCCAACAAUUUCACCAGGAACAUUGGAGUAUUUUAUGAACUUUAAGUAUCACAGAAUCUUUAGGUAAGCCACAAUGCUUUUUUAAAAACUUUCAGUAGUAGAACGUGAAGGAGUUUCAUCUGUUAGGAUUACCGAUUCUGAUUUGAUUAUGCCCUUAAAUGAAAAACCAGUUCAAAUGUCCUUGCUCCUUGUGUUUUUGCUUACAAUACUUUUGUUUACAGUACUUUGAUGGGUAACAGUGCCUUAAUGGAAAGCAAGAGGCGGUCUUCAGUUUUCUUUACUAACAUGUAGUGAGUAUCCAACCACGUUCCCUGUUAAACCUAUGACCUCAAACAUUCACAUAACACAUGCACCUCUAUGGGGGUCGGGGGGUCAAUUAUACAAUGGCUUGUUGCUGCUUAUUGGAAUUUGUUAAACUAUCAUCAUAGAACUGUAAAGAAUAUAUGCAAUAUGAUGAAAUAAAGUAAGAACAAUUUG